Messenger RNA from Syngnathoides biaculeatus (alligator pipefish), 1551 nucleotides. Its product is annotated as olfactory receptor 52D1-like. The record is from RefSeq and is a predicted model, not a curated record. Gene Ontology annotation, molecular function: olfactory receptor activity; G protein-coupled receptor activity. The transcript is spliced from 5 exons. Bases 275 to 1384 code for a protein of 369 amino acids. NCBI's taxonomy places the organism in Eukaryota, Metazoa, Chordata, Actinopteri, Syngnathiformes, Syngnathidae. Gene Ontology annotation, biological process: G protein-coupled receptor signaling pathway. Gene Ontology annotation, cellular component: membrane.
UUGUUAGCAAAGUGUUAUGCAAUUAGCACGGCCUGAAGGAAAAGACUCGUAAACAGAUCGUUGGCGGCGGACUCGACGACCCUCAAGCAGGACACUCGUUGGGCUAAUUAACAGCACCAACAGCCGCGCAGGACGUCGGAAGUUUCUCGCGAGGAAGAUUUCCAUCCUGAAAUUACACCCCAGAGCUUAAUCGGUCCGGAUCCGACCGCCGGUGAGCAAUCAGGGCGCUGCCGCUCGCCCCGACGGGACGCUGGAUGCCGGCCUAUAAAAUGAAAUGCAGAGCCCAGAUUUUCCUUUGCGUGGCGGACGACUCACGUGGACAGAGGCAGGACCUUCUCCUUGGAGCAUUCGUAACGGAGCCUCUGUUCUGUUCCCGAGUAACUGCAGUGCGGUUCGCACCAUGAUUUCUCCUGAGAACGUCUCGCACGGCACCUUCGUGUUCCGAGGGUUCCCCGCUCUGGACGAGCGGCGUUGGGUCCUGGCGCCGCCGCUGGCCGCCGCCUCUGCCUCGGCACUGCUGGCCAACGCGCUUCUGAUUUACGUUAUCGUCAGCGAUGAGCGUCUCCACAGCCCCAUGUACCUGCUGAUCUGCUCCCUGUGCGUGGUGGAUCUGCUGGCCAUCAGCGCCAUCAUCCCCAGCACCAUUGCGGGUCUGGUUUUGGAGCAGAACCGCGUGUCCCUGGCCGGCUGCCUGGCGCAGAUGUUCGCCACCCACUUCCUGUCUUCAGUGGAGUCCACCCUGCUGCUGGCCAUGGCGUUGGAUCGCUACGUGGCCGUGUGCCGUCCGCUACGUUAUAGGCAGCUGGUGGGUCGGCGAGCGCUGGUCACGGUGACCCUCUUCACGUUGGCCCGAAGCGGCACCAUCAUGGCCACCCUGGUGGGCCUGGCGGGCUCGCUGCGAUUCUGCGCUUCCGACGUCAUCCGCCACUGUUACUGCGACCACAUGGCGCUGGUCAGCCUGGCAUGCGGUGACACCGACCGUAGCGAUGCCGCCGGGGUGGCGGUCAUCGCCUGCUUCGUGGGUGUGGACAUCCCGCUCAUUGUUCUCUCCUACUUGAAGAUCCUAGGUGCGGUGAUUCGGGCGGCGGCCCCCGGGGACGAGCGUCGUAAGGCCUUCCACACGUGCGGCACCCACCUGAUAGUGAUGAUGGUCUUCUACCUGGUGGGUAGUGUCACUUUCCUGUCGCACAACCUCGGCCUCGGUAUCCCUACUGACGCCAACAGCGCCAUGGGGCUCCUCUACAUCCUGAUCCCGGCAGCCGCCAACCCCGUCAUCUACGGGGUCCGGACGGCAGAGAUCAGAAAAGGUUUCUACAGACUCGUCGGCUUUGGGGACACCGCCGGGGUCCACGUCUGGCCCGCUAACGCAGCCGUCUUAAUGUGAAGGCGCCGUGGGAGGUCACUGUCGACCCUGGCGAAGAAUUGAAAGCAAAAAGGACAAACUGUUGUGCUGAGUAUCAAAACGAGCGAGAACAGCCUCCAGUGUGCUAAACACGAGCCGCUGAGUUUGUGUUUCUCGUACCAUCCUCACGGCUCUCAACUUGUUCUUCC